Molecule: messenger RNA, 378 nt
Organism: Phycomyces blakesleeanus NRRL 1555(-)
Lineage: Eukaryota; Fungi; Mucoromycota; Mucoromycetes; Mucorales; Phycomycetaceae
Exons: 8
Coding region: 1-378 (125 amino acids)
Source: RefSeq, a predicted model, not a curated record
AUGCUUUUAAAUAUUCAGAAUAUCUUUAUGUUAUAUGCCAUCCAGACUGUGAAUAUCAAGGGAAAGACAGGAAAGAAAGAAAAAACAGGCUACACCCAAGAAUUGCGUAUGAAAUGCAUUCAUUUGAUCGGUAGAUCCCUUCAAAAAAUUUACAGAAAACACGUUAGGAGAAUCGAAACAUACUGUACAAAGAUUACCCAUAAUAUAUUUUAUCUACAAAUACACAAGCGUUUCUGUGUCUCUGUGAGCGAGUACGAGUACGAGUACCAAGUACUCAAAGUAACAAUUCUCUUUUUCUUAAGAAAAGAAGAAACUAUUCGCAGUCAUUUAGCUCCAACUGGUCGAAUUACCCAAGUUCAUCAUAUUACCGCGCAAUAA